AAUUAUUAUUAAAUAAAAAAAUUAAGACAGAAGUUAAAAGGUAUGAAUAUCUUACGACAAUAUGCUGUGCUCACCUCAGGAGCACAACCUUGGAACAAUAAUAUUUGUGCUGCUAAUGGCUUGUAUUUUGCUUAUUGUGCAACUUUGGCAAUUUAUAUAUAUAGACUGGAUGAAUCUACACAUAAGUAUGUGUUGCACUCAAUAAUGUGCGAACACAAGAAAACAAUUACUGCAAUUACCUUCAAAAAGAAUGCUGUAAACAUUUUAGCUAGCACUUGUUUGAAUAAAGUAGUUAUUGUAUGGGAUAUUUGUCGUCAAUGUGUUAUCUCAAAGUUAGAAAAUUUGAAUAAUGAAAUAUUAUCACUCGAGUGGUGUCCUUUUUAUAAUAAUACACUUGCGUUUGUUCUUGAAAAAAAAGUUCUUAACCUAUGGGAUUAUUCUUCUAUAGUUAAUAAUGUAACAAUUUAUGACACUCCCAAAUUUUCUCAUAGCAUUUCAACUUUCAAGUGGAAUGGUUUAAAUUCAAAUAAAUUAUGUUUUGGACAUGUUAAUGGCAGUCUUUCUUUCUUAUGCUCAGGAAAAAAGUCUGCUAAGCAUGUUCUUCCUACUGUUAAUUUUGAGACCUCUUAUGAAAGCGACCCUGUUAUUGAUAUGGACUGGGAUCCUUUGUCAACUGAAUAUAUCUUAGUUUCCACCAAACAAUCUGGUAUAAGGUUAAUUGACUCUGAUUCUCAUACAAUAAUUAUGAAAUACAAACUUCCAAGCUCCAUAACAAUUCGAAAGUUUUGUUGGAUCCCACUAUGUCCUGGAAUGUUUAUAAGUUGUGAUUCUGGCUCCGGAGUUUUGCGAAUAUGGACAGUAUCAAAAGAUACACAAAUUAAAAGCAUUAAGAUAAAGGAAAAUGGAUUUAAUUCAAUGUGUGUUAUAGAUACUUGUUUUCAGCAAAAAACAAAAUUAUCUAAUGAUAAAAUUUCAAACUCUAGUAGUUCGGAGGAAGGUUUUCAAAUUCCUCCUGCUCAAGUUGUUUCUGUAUUUGUUGACGGAGGAGUUGGUGUGUAUAAUAUAAAGAGAAACUGUUGGGACUUUUUUAGAGAUUUAGGGCAUGUUGAAACAAUAUUUGAUUGCCAAUUUCAUCCAGAAGAUCCUGAUGUUAUAGCUACAUCAUCAUUUGAUGGUUCUAUCAAAAUUUGGAAUAUUAAUCAAAUGAAAGCUAUUCAUGUACUUCCUGGAAAUUAUGGAAUCAUAUACAACCUAUCUUGGGGAACAGGUGAUCUCAACUUUAUAUGUGCAGCAACUGCAAAACAUGGACUGAUAUUGUGGGAUAUUAAGAGAAACAUAGUUGCAAAAGUAUUUGAUGAACAUAAAGAUGGAGCUGUGUUUUCAUGUUCUUGGAAUAAACAGGAUUCAAGAUUUAUUGCCAGUUGUGGGGCUGAUAAAAACUGUAUAGUUCGUAUGGUUGAUGGGUCAUCAGUUAAGAUAUACGAGCAUCCUCAACAAGUGUUUGGAUGUGAUUGGUGUCCUAAAAACAGAGAUUUGCUUGCUACAGCUUGUGAAGAUGGCUUAGUUAGAAUCUUUUACAUUCCUACAGACAGUGUUCUGAAAGUAUUCCAUGGUCAUACUGCAAAAGUUUUUAAUGUAAAGUGGAGUCCUAUAAAAGAUGGAGUUCUUUGUAGUGGAUCUGAUGACAAAACUAUUCGAGUUUGGGAUUACUCUUUGGGAGAAUGUAUUCAGUGUUUAGAAGGUCAUUCGGGUCCUGUUCGUGGUUUGCUUUGGAAUCCAGAGAUUUCAAAUAUGAUUAUUUCUGGAAGCUGGGAUUUUUCUAUUAAAGUUUGGGAUGUCAGGACGGGAUAUUGUAUUUAUACUACUUCCGAUCAUGCUGCUGAUGUCUACGGUUUAGCAUGUCAUCCACAGCAACCAUUUAUAAUUGCUUCUACCUCACGUGACUCUACAUUGCGUUUAUGGCAUCUUCAAAGCACUGCCCAACCUAUUUAUGCUAUUUUUUUGGCUGAUCAUGAAGUGGAUAGUGUACUUUCUUGUCACGCAGAGAAAAGUAAACAUCCACAUAGCAUUGAAAUAUUGUCUGGAAACAUUAUGAAAUUAAUUAAAUCAAGUAAAUCGAAAACAUUUGCACAGAAAUUGCAGUUAUAUGCUCAUUGCUUUUUGCCUCCAAUCAAUUUGAGAAACUUUUGGCUGCUUAUUUCUGUAAUAAAAGAUGGAAGAAAAGCAGUUCUACCAAGUACCUACAAUGAGGGAAUCAUGCACGCAUUACAUUUAGUCAAAUACAAAGCUGCUGAAGCACAAGAGUUAGAGAUGGCUAAAUCUAACUUCAGCAAAGGAAUUGCUUCAAAGAAAAAGAAAGAAAUGUUGUUAAAAGCUGCAAACAUAUAUAUAUCUAUUGGACAGCUUGAAAAAUAUUGCGAGAUUAUGGUUGAACUAAAUCAAUGGGAAAGAGCAUUAUCAGUUGCUCCUGGUGUGUCAAUUGAAUACUGGCAGUUCCUUAUGCAACGAUAUAACGAGGUACUUUUUACAAGAGAAGAUGAAGAUUUAAAAGUAUUCAGCAUGGCCUCAAACGAUAUUGUCAAGCUGUGCAGUUUUUAUCGAGAGGUUACAAAGCAGUAUCAAGAUGCUUUGUUAGCUGUCCAAGUAGAACUAGAAUCUGAACGACUACCAUAUCAUAACAAAGUUCAAAAUUCAUUCCAAGACAAUGAUCUUCCUAAAAAUAAUGAUAUUUUUUUUCAGAGAAAUGAAAUGAAAAUUUUGCAGGCUACAAUAUCUCAUGAGCUAUCAAGUUUAUACAUGAAUAAUGGUGAUCCAAUUGGAGCGGCUUCAUCUUAUUUGUCUGUCAAUAAUGUAGAUUCAGCUUGUGUAAGCCUUUUACAAGGAAAUGAGUUAGAGCUGGCAUUUUCUUUAGCAAAAGUUCUUCCUGUUAGUAAAAUAAUAUAUCAAGAGGUUCUUAUAACUUUAUCAAGGCGAUGUGAAAAGCAUAAUCUUUGGGAUUUAUCUAUAAAAUGGUUAAAAGAAAUUGGAAAUGAUGAGCUGUUCAAGGCAUGUGCACGUUUUCCUGGGAACAAUACACAGAGAAAUGAACUUCUCCUGAAGGCAGGGUUACCAAACCUUCAAGAGUGUCAAUCAGUAUAUGAGAGUAAAGCAGAUAAAGAUCUUUUGGAUAUUUUUCCAUACAUGAUUGUUGCUGAAACAAAACAUGAAUCCAUUCAAAAUGUUUUGUUACAACUGAAAGCCUGUAUGAAUACAAGCACCUGGAACUUAGAUAAAGUUUUACCAUAUAUGCAAGUAAUUUGGAAUAUAAGAACUGAUAUUGUUCUUGUCAUGGAUACCAAGUUGCGUGAUCAGAUCCUUGGUGUUUCUGCAUACAUUGGAGCAUUACAAGCAAUUCAACGAAGCUUUCAAACUAUUGUUUUUUUUUUAUUUCAACAUGCAAGUAAAUUGCUUCAAAAUGAUGAAGAAAAUAACAAUGCUUUGCUAAAAAUUAUUGGUGAAGAUUGUGAAUCACUAGGCUUGAAUAAAAUAAAUCCAAAUGAAUUAAGAGAAAAUAAUUUGCAACUACAAACAAUAACACAAAAGAAAAUUUAUUCAAAAUUGUCAAAUAAAUUUGAUAAAGUUUUGAGUGGUGAAUACAAAGUUGUUGGAGAACAACUUCCAUCUCACAAUACAACAUUUGUUAAUAUGUUUACAAAUGAACGAAUCAAAGGUCCUCUAUUUGUAUUGGAGGAUGGUGUCUCAAUGUUACCACUAAGUACAGCUUUGAUGUGGGCUGUUGUGAAUCCCUACUCGCCACUUGCUACUGGUCACAAAAUAAAUCCCUUUUAAAUUUAGUGUUUGUGUGAGUGAGGAAGUGUGUGUAUGUGUUUCUAUAUCUAUAUGUAACAUAUAUCUAUAUGUGAUAUGUAUCUAAGUGUGAUAU
Molecule: messenger RNA, 3922 nt
Organism: Hydra vulgaris (swiftwater hydra)
Lineage: Eukaryota; Metazoa; Cnidaria; Hydrozoa; Anthoathecata; Hydridae
Product: WD repeat-containing protein 17
Molecular function (GO): protein binding
Source: RefSeq, a predicted model, not a curated record